GGAGAGAAAGAGAGGAGAAUCAGAUCCCGGUGGUGUUUAGAGACGGGUUAUAACGUUCUAUCUUUGCAAUGGCUGUCGAGACGCCGACUACUGCCAUGAGAUCAGCAGUAGCAGGAGAGGGAGCGCAGCAGCAGGAGGAAGUGCUGGAAGUGACCGUUGGAUCAACGUCGUCAUUGAAGGCUAGCCGUACUUCCAGUAGGGAGGACCCGUACGCUAUCCUCAGACUGGGGUUGAUUCAGUAUCGUACAGAUGAGACACCAAGGAUAGGCGCACGUCCAGCUUGGAAUCACCGAUUCUGUUUCCCACUCCCGGCCAACUACAAGACAAGAAAGGAGGGGGAAGGAGGCAAUGUCAUGAUGGCGGAGCCUAGACAGCUACAUGUGGAGAUAUGGGAGAAGACGGAAACGCUGAUGGGACGAAGUGACAAGUUUGUCGGCUUCUGCGACAUCGACCUGAUUCAAGUGUUUGAGAAGAAAGACGUGGAUCUUCACGAGCCAGUUUAUCGCCGUGACGGAACACGUGUCAGCUUUGUGCGAUUUCAUCUUUCCAUAUCACCGGUGGUUGUGCCUUGUCCAGCGCCUGGUGCAGGAGCAGGAGCAGGAGCAGGAGCAGGAGCACCUCCCCCUCUUGCAGACCUGAAAGGUGCCUCCCCGCGAAGUCGAGCUGCCCUACAGGAGUCGAUGGGCAGUGGGGUAGAUAGAGAACAGAUGCAGUCGACUCCUCCGAACGUGUCCACCAUGUUCCGUGCACGUGGCAGUGGCACGGUUAUGGAUGAUGAGGCCGCCCAUUUGCAGUGGGCUCAGAAUAACAUCAUGCUGUCGGCCUUGAAGCAAACAGUGGAUCUGCACGCGAACGGACGCAGUAGCAGUAGUAAUAUUAUUAGCAGCAGCAGCAGCGGCAGCAGCAGUUUCGCUCACCUUCUUGAUAGAGUACACGCGGGAGCUCCUCCUCCCAUGGCCGUGAGAGGAGGAGGGAUCGACAUUCGCAGUUCUCCUAUGAUGGGGGGAGCCUGUGUAACAACGGGCGGUUCUCCUUUCUGGGAUGCUGGCUGCGGUAGGAGCAGCAGCGUACAAUUGUCGUGUUCUUCACCGCCCUUUUGUGCACGUACCCUUCCCAUGCCUGUCGUGCCCUCCUUUUCUGUGUCUGGGGCUUUAGGUCUUCCCUCAACGUCCUCCUUGGCUAGAGAAUUGCAGCAGCAGCGGCAGCAGCAGCAGCAGCAGCAGCAUGCUACUCCAACGGACAUAGAUGUGAUUAGGAUGAUGACUAGGGCUACCACUGGCUCGGCGAUUGCCACUGCGGCUCCACCAACUUUCGUGACUUCGUUCCAAGGACAUCAUUGGCCGGCCAAGGUCUCCGACGUCGAUCGUCCUCAUCAGCUACGCCCAUCGAUGAGCGAUGCUGCUGCAGCUUCUACUAUUGAUGCGAUUGCUUCUGCGUUGUGCUCGAACAACUUCAACGUAGUGCCUGCUACGUGGGUGCCUCCGACCGUGGGUUCGGUUCCGUCGGUGCUGGCUGGCAUUGGAAUUGGACAAAUCCGUGAAGGGCACGGCUAUGGUGGAAGUUGUGCUGAACCUAUCACACACUCGGAACGGUGGCCAUCGUUUAGCAGCUCACCGUUCUCACGAGCAGCGGGGCCGGAGGCAAUGCAGGCUCAGACGGAGAAGGGAGGAGGUCUGGAGGUGGGUGGUUUCUCGCCGACCUCCUCCUCGGAAGCGAUGUUCAUGACAAACAGAGCUAGAGACGGAAUUAGCAAAGGCCAAACAUCGCUGGCUGACUGGCAAGCUACAGCUCUGAGAGGAGGAUUCCCUUGGCAAAGUCAGGUACAUCUGCUGCAGCCCGACGGUAAUCAAUGUGCGCGUGUGAACGGCAGCAGUAGCAAACGUGAGCUACGUGAGUCUCUUGGUCAAAAAGACUUAUCAGCUUGUCCUUAUGCAAUACCUCAGGGCCCGCCAGUUUCCCUGCAGGGGGCGAUGAGUCGUGAAUUGGGAGUAGUGGCUACAGGUGGUGGUGCACCAAGUGGUGCUCGAGCUAGUCCCUCACUCACUGGGAACUGCUUGAAGCAACGGGCAGGGCCGUGGGAGGAGGAGGCGGCAGGUUCUCGCUUGACGACAAGCGGAGGAUCUUGCUAUGAUCUUCUUCUGGAAAGGACUGCCGAUUGCGGCAGUAGAGACGGAACCAAAUGUAAGGACCAGACUUUGAUGGAGGCGAGCAGCUGUUGGGGAAGCCUCCUUCUCCCGCCUGUCCUCGAUCAUCAGCGCGAGCAGCCGCAGACGUUGGGCACUAUCGAUACACGACCGCCUUCCUUCUGCUCUGGUGAGAAGCGCGUUGUCGUCGACUCUGCUGCGACUGACGGCGGAGUCGCACGGCUUACGCCUCUCGUGCAGUCGGAGGGAGAGCGGUCUGCUGUAACUGGGAUGGCCGCUGCUGACCAGAGCAGCACGCCGUGUACUUCCAGGAUUGCUCCCUCGUCCCUUGACCGGCGACGUGGUUUGCCCCGUGAUGCAGAGGUUGGCGCUCAGCGGAGUCAGAGCUAUUACCUCUCGGCAAAGCCGCCGGCUUCUCCGCUGGGUGGUGGCACACAAUCAUCAUGCGUGCUGUCCGAGGCGACUUCUCAGCCCUCUCCGUCGUCUUCUCCGUCCUCGCUGCCAUCCGUAGCUGCAACGCCCUCGCCAUCGCCAUCCUCUUGUCCAUCGUCCUCUUCUCCCUCAUGGUCUCCUUCCCCUCCAUCUUCUCCGUCUUCUGAAACUCCCACGCAAAACACCAUCGCUGCGAGUGACACAAGCACCACCGACGUGCUACGUGUCGACUCCAGGACGACUGCAGAAAACGAACCCGGCGCAUGGCAGCCCCCUUACCAGCUGCCGCAGGCCGGCGAUUCGCACCCGCCUCCCACUCGAGCGGGCGAGUCACGUGGUAUCACUGGUAUGUCUCCGCUUCCGCCGGCCUUUGCGGCUUCGUCCCCGUCAACGUCUUCCUCCCCCACCCCAUGCGUGCCUCCUCCUUGCAGUAAGCUGCCUCCGGUGGCAAUGGCCGCUGCUGCUGUACUGGACUCGGCGGCGGUUCGAACAUCAGCAGCACGAGCUUGUGCUGCCGCGUCGGGGCCGAGUUUCGGUCAUUGCCAAGAGGCGAUGCUUUCUCCUUGGGCUCCAGCAACGCCUGUGCGGACGGGAGGAAGAGCCCUGGACGGUUGCCGUAGCGAGAGGCCUUCCGCCGGUACACAAAGACGCCCUCUUGUCUUCUCCACGAGGCCCAUGCAGCAACAAGCAGGAUGCUCGUCUCUGAAGUUACCCGCGAGCUCUACUACGUCGUUCACCCCGGAUUCGGGAAUGGUGUUGUUGGACACGGGAGGUGGUCCUCCUCCUCCUCCUCUUCCACAGCCUCCUGGACUGGUGAUUACAGUCUCGGAGUCCGAGGAGGACAACGGAAGCGAUACGGUACUGCCACGAUGUCUUAAGCUGCAGGUCAAUGGAACCGCAGAAAGAGAGGAAGGAGAGAAAGAGAGGCAGGGAGAGAAAGCUCGUGGUGGGGACUCACUUCCAGGCAGUGGCACACGAGAAAGAAGCAAUGGGGCAGAAGACUUGUCAGCAGCGGAAGCUGUAAUGCGUCAGAGGCUGGCAGAAGAAAGCUCUGCAGUGCCAGCAGCAGCAGCAGCAGCAGCAGUGCCAGCAGCUACGCCUGUGUCAUUAUCCCAUUUGAACCAUUUCAGCCCCUGUGCAGGGCGGGGGCCGAGCUAUCUGAGCCCGACGUCUCCGCCAUACCUGCCUCCUGCCGAUGCCUCCAAGAUGUGUGAGAGACACUCGGACCCUCAGCUGGCGUUCCGCCCAGAGCUUCGGCAAGAGCUGCAUCAGCGUGAGCUUGGAACGUGUGGCUUCUCUGCAGAUGAUGCCGACCUUCGCUCUAAGUCGGCGGCAUACGCGAUAAACCGCAGCAGCUCGCGGAACUUGCCAGGCAGUCAAAGCAGCUAUGACUAUGGCUAUAGUAGUGUCGAUGGUGUCAACGGCGGCGUUCCCUCGUACGAGGCGGUCGGCUGCGGCGGCCUCCUAGUCCUGGGAUCUAGUCCGUCUAGAAUGAAUUCCUCCCUUUCGUCUUCGGAAAGGGGGGUGGUCUGCACCAGUAGCUCCGGACAAGACGCCACCUUGGCAGGGCAAGUGGUGAAAGCACCGCCGGCAUCAGCUUCUUCUCGAAUUUGUGAGCCAACGACAAGAAAUGUCUGCUCACCAGAUCGCUCCUGGGAGGGCUUCCUCCCCGAAGGUAAUUCUACUUAUUCUAUUCCUCUUCCUCCUCCCCAUCCUCCUCGCGAUGCUGGUCUCGCACCAAUUCUCCGGACAGCUUGCUCGCAGGGCUUGCACGUGUCGCGAGUUGAUUUGCCUAGUCAGUUCUGUUCGCUGCCUGAUCCCCCUCCCUCUGGCUCUGCCAACUGCAACGCCAUCGGGAUCUCGCCUCUCACCGAGCCACUCGACCGACAACGAGAGCCUUACUCCGUCUCGCUUUCCCAUCGCGGCUUAGGCAGAAGCGGGGUCUUUCUCCGCCUGGUGGGAUGUGACGAAGGCCGCCCCAAUGCAGCCGCUGCUGUCGAUGGCACUUACCCUACGGUCCCUACUUAUCCUCACGCCUCCGGCUUUCCUGAUUUCGCUGCCGUCAACCAGAUCGCCUAUCGACCAGCAGCAAAUCCAGUUUCGCCAGCCGAUGGUCAGUUCUUUGACCAUUCUCCGCCGUUGGGCACCUCCAGAGGGAAAACGCUUGUUGGGAGAAAGAGAGGGAGAGUAGUAACCGGCGAAUGCCUCGGUGGAGGAGAGGUGUGUUCUCAUAACGACAACCAGGAGGGAGGAGGGGAUCGAAUCAAUUCCGACGAGGAGCCCGCUUAUUGCGACGGGGAUGGGUCCUCGUCCUCCCCAUCCUUCAUCUCGCAGUGUGCUGCACGUCCGGGUGGAUUCCUAGUAGGCUCGCAAGAAACGCACUCAGAAGAUCCUAGGAGCGAGCAGUGCUCUCCGCGAAGAAGUAAUCCCGUUACUCUGAGUAUGAUGGAGGAGCGAUCUUCGUCAGACUUACUCGGAGAGAGACGGCGAAGCUCGUGUCUAUCCUCUUCCCUCCCGGUGGUUUCUCGGCGGUGGGCAUUUGGUGAAGACAUGGGAUUACGUCUUUCGCUGCAGAGGAGUACAUCGGCAGCGACGUUAGAAGGAGCUGAGAAUGGAGCGAGGUCGCGGGCACGGGGUGGUAUGCAUGACGACGAGGGGGAACUGGAGGGGGAGGGGGAAGGGGAGGGGGAAGGAGAGGGGGAAGGGGUGGCCCCUGACUCGAAGCGUCGUUGCAAGCUCCCGCCCUCGUCGGUUCUACCUGAGUCGUCCACGUCAUCGUCUGUGAGAAGUGAUAACGUGCAGUCGCGGCCGCUGAUCGACGUAGCAGCUGGGACAAUGGGUGCGAGAGCACGCGUGGACAUGCUGGAAACGGUCGCUGAUGAGUGUACCCUUCGUCUUGGUAGAGGUCCUACCGAACCCGAGCCACCAGCAGGCGCUUCGUUCGGCGGGGCAAGCACACUUGACAUUCGGCGAAUGAAGAGAGAGCUGUUGCCACAGCAGGGACUGAGAUUCGAUGGAGAAGUAGGCGGCCACGACGUGUGCGAGCUCGGAGAAGAAGGGUGGGGAGGGACUGGUUUCGGAGGAGAGGUAGACGAUGGGAUGGAAGGAGGACGAAAGGGGGUGGAGACAGGAGCUUUGGCAGGUGAUUGGCUGUGCGGAGGACUGAAUCCAAGGGCAAGUCCCGAUAUGAUAGCAAGACUAGAGCCGAGGAUCGCCCUCGCUGAAGCUGCUGCUGCGGCGAGAAAGAGACCGCGAACUGCAGUCACUACUGUGCUAGUAGGAGCAGACAUCCUUAACAGCGUUGACGUCAACGGUGCCGACGAGAGAACCAACGUCAACGUGGAGAAGAGCGAUCACAGGUCCUCCUCGGCGCGUAGCACUCCACCCUUCUUCUUUUGCAUUCCUCGGGCUCUGCAACAAGUGAAGGCCAUGCCCACUUAGCCUCUACUGGUUAGGUGUUUUCCUCCUGACAAGCCGUUGGACCGGCGUUGGCUGUGUGUUCGAUUCUGGGAUGCGCUGCAUUGGGGCA
Molecule: messenger RNA, 6105 nt
Organism: Chara braunii
Lineage: Eukaryota; Viridiplantae; Streptophyta; Charophyceae; Charales; Characeae
Source: the annotation of a GenBank genome assembly